CUGAACGCGCUUCUCCUGAAAACGGCAAGACCGUGCAGACUGUACGAAGUGCGAAAGCGUGCCACGCCACGGUAGUGCCCCAGCUGACGGGCACAGCGCACCUCGUGCACUCACACGUGGAGGCGCCCGGCGUCGGGUGCGCGGGCUGCUGUGCGACAAAAGGAUGGCGCGCGUCUCGCCGGCUCCGCCCAUCGAGGCGGCAGUGUGACAGAGAGCAGCUGCGGGUCCCUUUACUGGAGAGCGGCUCAAUAAACCCGUCAAACGCAUCACUGUGUCUUGUAGUAAAUUUACGGUCAGGAGCUAUAAUGUAGCAGAGAGGCUUUUUAUUUUAUGGCAAAUUAUGUUAAAAGGCGUAUAAAUUGAAAGGAAUCAUUAUUGUUUUGCUUAACACGGGUUGUGUUUUUUGUAUGUACAAGCAACACUGAAUGCAACAAUGUAUUAUUCUCGUUUCCACUCUUCAGCGUGCAUUUUUAUAUGCUGACCAGAAUAUGCUCAAAACAUCCGUAGUGUAGGAAGUAACUGGAAAUGUAAUGUGUAGUGGCUUAUUUAUUUCAUAAGCAGUGUUGCACUGUACACCGUUUCAGCUCUGACAACUGCUACCUCCCCCCCGCCGCGCCGCCACCCCAACCCGUGCGCUAAAAUAAUUUAUUGCUGUGCUUGAUUUUUUCGAGGCAGAAGGUGCGGUUUGUCUCUUUAAAACUAAAGUUUUCCGCGUACACUCUGGAAUGAGGUCAGACAUAACGCUCCUUAUUGCACGCGCACACGAUUAUUAGAUUCUUUAUUCGGCCAAUCGGAAAGCGGGCGGGGCGUGGCUGCGACACGGGGAAGGCUGGAGACAGCGGCGGAUUGGCUCCUUCCCUUCGCCAUUAUAUCUUUGGGAAUGGAUAAAGCUGCGCGAGGCGAUACCGUUGGUCCGCUGGAAGUUGGGAGUACGGCGGGCUGGAGGUGGAUUAUAAGAAAGUUGCGCGACUUGCUUUUUUUCCCUCGCGCUGCUGAGAAUUGAGGCGCUGCUGCGCUACUGAUAUACGAGCCGAACGGAGAGUCGGCGCCUCCGAGUGUCACCGAGGUGCCGCUGAGUCGCGCGCACGUCUGAAGUUGAGAAGCGCAGCCUGCAGCGGGACGGACACGCGCUGCGCCGUCACCUGAAGCGCCCGGACAGGGGAAUGCGCUCCUACACCUGGAGCUCCCGCUGAGGCGCGCGACACAUACAGACAGACAGACAGACAGACAGACAGGCAGACGGAAGGACAGAGACAUCUGCGACGGGACUCCUUGCUCUUGGGUGACGUUGUUGGAACACGCGCACAGAACUUUGAGUCCCGAAAGCUGUGCUACCAGAAACUGGGGGAAACUCCAGAGUUCGAGUUCGCUCUGGACCGGUGAAGCGCAUCCGGAGAUCGGAGGGACGGAGCCGAGACAUGGUGGAGCAGACGAACAACUCGGGGAACAGCGACGCGGUUCUUGCGGGGGACUCCACAGACUCUGGGGACACGGACCUGGAGAUGGCCGCCUCCCCGACGCCCGGGUCUCCGGCCUCUGCGGGGGACAAGCUGGACGCCGCUUGGUGCAAGACCCCCAGCGGUCACAUCAAGAGGCCGAUGAACGCGUUCAUGGUGUGGUCGCAGAUCGAGAGGCGCAAGAUCAUGGAGCAGUCGCCGGACAUGCACAACGCGGAGAUCUCGAAGCGGCUCGGCAAGCGCUGGAAGCUGCUGAAAGACAGCGACAAGAUCCCCUUCAUCCGGGAGGCGGAGCGGCUCCGGCUCAAGCACAUGGCCGACUAUCCGGACUACAAGUACCGGCCGAGGAAGAAGGUGAAGUCGGGCAACUCCAAGGCCGGGGAGAAGGGGGAGAAGGUGGGCUGCGCCGGCGGGGGGGCCGCUAAGCAGUCGCUGAAGAAAAGCGGCGGCUCCAAAGCCGUGAGCAAGCCGCAGAAGGCAGGGAGCGGCGUAGCCGUCAAAGCUGCGUUCCCCGAGCAAGCGAGCCACGCCGUGCCCACAGACCACCACACUCUCUACAAGUCCCGCUCGGUGUCGUCCUCCUCCGCCGCCGCCGCCAAGCAGCUCCCGGACAAGAAGGCGAAGCGGGUGUUCAUGUUCGGCGGAAGCGCGCAUGGUCUGACGCCGUCCUCGGCGGCCGUGCCUGCCAGCCCCACGCUGAGCAGCUCCGUGGAGUCCAGCGACCCCCUGAGUCUGUACGAGGACGGGGCUGCGGGUACCCAGGAGGGCACCGACUCCUCCAGCGCGUCUUCGGACUACUUUAGGUGCGCGAGCGCGCGCGCGUCCUCGCCAACCCCCUCCCCGUCUCGCUGCUCCUCCUCCUCUUCUUCCUCCUCCUCUUCGUCCCACUCCUCAUCAUCGGACGAGGAGUUCGAAGACGAUCUGCUGGACCUUAACCCGAGCCCCGGGUUCGACAGCAUGUCACUGGGCAGCGUGGGCUCCUCGGUUCUGGACAGAGACUUGGAUUUGAACUUGGAGUGCGGCUCCGGCUCCCACUUCGAGUUCCCCGACUACUGCACGCCCGAAGUGAGCGAGAUGAUCUCGGGGGACUGGCUCGAGUCGACCAUCUCCAACCUCGUGUUCACCUACUGAGCCGCGCGCGCACCGGCACAGGAGACGCUACAGAAACCGAGGGAUGCUGAUCAUGCUUUUGAAUCAAAAUUUGAUCAAAAAUUAAAAUAAAAUCCCGCUUGACGUCAGUGAGAAAGCGCCGAAGAACUGAAGAAUGCUAAUUCGCUCACGGACGAGGCGCGGCGAGGGCGAAGAAGGCGCGAGGAACUGCACGUGCGGCUAGUUUCACCGGGAAAAAAGGGGGUCCGCUGUCCGCGUGUCCUCGCGCGCACCGACUGUCAGGGGCGACGAGGUGAUUUGCACGAACCCGGAAGCGGGUUCAAGUCGGCUGCUUUAAACGAGGCAACCUUUUUAUGAAAAAGGGACAUUUUGGAAGACGAUUACGAACAGAAUAGAAUAGCCACGCGAAGGUCUGUGUUCUGAAGCGGUACGGAGUUGUGUUCGAGAACGCGCCUUUUCUCGCGCGCAACUCGCGCGACGCCCGGUGUCACCUUUCAGGGACGGUUGGCUUGAAAAAUGGCCAAAUUAGACACAGACGCGCGUUCUUUUCGCGGCGAGAUGUCGCGGUUUUAACGAGAAACGCUUUGAUGACGCGAUUACUGACCGUCAAGUAAAAAUAACAAAUCACCAGCUUUGCUUCAUCCUCCAAAAAAGCGAGUUUCAGGAUUCAACACAACUCAAAAACAGCGCUGAACUUUGUACACUUACACUUCAGGACCAAAUUUGUUACGAAAUUCCUUUCUCGAUGAAGAGAAACUUUUUUUUUUUUUUUUUUUUUUUUUAAUUUUAUUUUUUAUUUUUAUUUUUUUUCCCCUUCUCUACCAUUUUUGUUCCAUCUUUUUGUGGGUGUCGUGUGUUCGGAUAACAUUUUUCCUUUUUUUUUUUUUUUUUUUAUAUGGAUGUAUUUAUACUGGCCAUUUUUUUACCGGACACUUUGAUUCUCAUAGCCUUUGUGUAUAAAAUAAAUAAAAAAAAAAAACUAAAAAUAUUAAAACAUGGGGGAUAAAAAAGGAAAAAAAUUUCCUUUGCCGAAGGGCUAGAGUUACCUUUUUGAUUUAAAAGAAAAGAGGGGAGGAAAAAAAAAAAAAACUCC
Molecule: messenger RNA, 3660 nt
Organism: Scleropages formosus (Asian bonytongue)
Lineage: Eukaryota; Metazoa; Chordata; Actinopteri; Osteoglossiformes; Osteoglossidae
Gene: sox4a
Product: SRY-box transcription factor 4a
Exons: 1
Coding region: 1419-2588 (389 amino acids)
Biological process (GO): brain development; negative regulation of transcription by RNA polymerase II; camera-type eye morphogenesis
Cellular component (GO): nucleus
Molecular function (GO): DNA-binding transcription activator activity, RNA polymerase II-specific; RNA polymerase II cis-regulatory region sequence-specific DNA binding
Source: RefSeq, a predicted model, not a curated record